Molecule: messenger RNA, 4567 nt
Organism: Sphaeramia orbicularis (orbiculate cardinalfish)
Lineage: Eukaryota; Metazoa; Chordata; Actinopteri; Kurtiformes; Apogonidae
Product: phospholipid-transporting ATPase ID-like
Exons: 28
Coding region: 165-3797 (1210 amino acids)
Biological process (GO): phospholipid translocation; Golgi organization
Cellular component (GO): trans-Golgi network; plasma membrane
Molecular function (GO): ATP binding; ATP hydrolysis activity; ATPase-coupled intramembrane lipid carrier activity
Source: RefSeq, a predicted model, not a curated record
GGAGCCCGGAGGAAAACAUUAGCCUUCGACUCUGACUUUAGUCGUGGAGACUUUGUGUUUAUCCCGUGAAUGUUUGGCGACGCGCACGGCCGCUUGGGACGCACCGCACCGAGCCAGGACGCACGACAGAUAUGAUGGAUAGAUAGCAGGAAGUGGAAGAGAAAAUGUCGUUCUUUGGCCUGGACUGUGUCAGGAAGAAAGAGAGAGAGCUGGAGAGAAAACUGCGUGCCAAUGACAGAGAGUAUAACCUCUCCUUUAAAUACGCAACAAAUGCCAUCAAGACCUCAAAGUACAACUUUUUCACCUUUCUACCCCUCAACCUUUUUGAGCAGUUCCAGAGGAUCGCCAAUGCCUACUUCCUGUUUCUGCUGGUGCUCCAGGUGAUUCCAGCUAUUUCAUCUCUGUCCUGGUUCACCACAGUCGUGCCUCUGGUCCUUGUCCUGACAGUCACAGCUGCAAAGGACGCCACAGAUGAUAUUAAUCGCCACAGGAGUGACAAUCAUGUCAACAACCGCAAAGUUGAAGUCCUUAUCGAUAGAAAACUGCGGAGUGAGAAAUGGAUGGAUGUGCAGGUGGGAGACAUCAUCAAACUGGAAAACAACCAGUUUGUUACAGCUGAUCUCCUGUUAUUGUCCAGCAGUGAACCCCUUAACCUGGUGUACAUUGAAACAGCAGAACUGGAUGGAGAGACUAACCUGAAGGUGAGGCAGGCUCUACCAGUAACAGGAGACCUGGGAGAUGACAUUGAAAAGUUGGCAGACUUUAAUGGUGAGGUACGCUGUGAACCCCCCAACAACCGCCUGGACCGCUUUACAGGAACACUAACCUAUGCUGGCCAGAAAUAUCCACUAGACAAUGAAAAGAUUCUGCUGCGAGGCUGCACACUCAGGAAUACAGAGUGGUGCUUUGGACUGGUGCUGUUUGGAGGUCCCGAAACAAAGCUGAUGCAGAAUUGUGGGAAGAGCACGUUCAAACGCACCAGCAUAGACCGACUGAUGAAUGUCCUAGUCCUCUGUAUUUUUGGUUUCCUGGCCAUAAUGUGCACCAUCCUGGCCAUAGGGAACUUCUUCUGGGAGAUGAACGAAGGCUCACAGUUCACUGUAUUCCUGCCUAGACAAGAAGGCAAAGAUGCUAAAUUCUCUGCCUUCCUCACAUUCUGGUCCUAUGUCAUCAUCCUCAACACUGUGGUGCCCAUCUCUCUCUAUGUUAGUGUGGAGAUAAUCCGACUGGGGAACAGUUUCUAUAUCGACUGGGACAGGAAGAUGUAUUUCGCACGGAACGAUACCCCGGCUGAGGCCCGAACCACUACACUGAACGAGGAGCUCGGCCAAAUCAAAUACGUCUUCAGCGACAAAACAGGAACACUCACCCAAAAUAUCAUGACCUUCAACAAGUGCUCCAUCAAUGGCAAAUCAUAUGGUGAUGUUUAUGACUAUACAGGCCAAAGAAUAGAAAUCACUGAGAGUACAGAUACAGUGGACUUCUCAUUCAAUCCACUGGCCGACCCUCGCUUCAUGUUCCAUGACCACGCCCUGGUGGAGGCGGUGAAACUUGAGAACCCAGAGGUCCAUGCCUUCUUCAGACUGCUGGCCCUCUGCCAUACUGUGAUGGCCGAGGAGAAGACAGAAGGUGAGCUUUUAUACCAAGCCCAAUCUCCAGAUGAGGGAGCAUUGGUAACAGCUGCCAGAAACUUUGGAUUUGUCUUCCGAUCUCGAACUCCAGAAAGUGUUUCCAUCAUGGAAAUGGGACAGCAGCGCAGCUAUGAACUCUUGGCUAUCUUGGAUUUUAACAAUGUUCGUAAAAGAAUGUCUGUGAUCGUCCGAAGUCCAGAGGGGAAGCUCUCUCUGUACUGUAAAGGUGCAGACACCAUCAUCUAUGAGAGGCUGCACCAGUCCUGCAGCAAACUGAUGGAUGUCACCACAGAGCACCUCAAUGAGUUUGCAGGGGAGGGGCUGCGGACUCUGGCCCUGGCCUAUAAGGAUCUGGAUGAGGACUACUUCAGCCAGUGGAAGCAGCGCCACCAUGAGGCCAGCACUACCCUGGCUGACCGGGAAGACAAACUGGACCAGCUGUACGAGGAAAUAGAAAAGGAUCUCCUGUUGUUAGGUGCAACAGCGAUUGAAGACAAAUUACAGGAUGGAGUACCUCACACUAUAGAGCAGCUGUCCAAAGCUGACGUUAAAAUCUGGGUUUUGACCGGCGAUAAGCAAGAAACUGCAGAAAACAUUGGCUACUCAUGCAACUUACUGCGAGAGGAGAUGAACGAAGUCUUCAUCAUCUCAGGAAACUCACCAGAAGAUGUCAGGCAGGAGCUGAGGAAUGCAAGAACCUCCAUGAAACCAGAUGCAACAGAAGACUCCAUGUUCAUCCCAGAGAGGAUUUUGAGCAACCGUGUCAAAGUGAUCACAGAUGAGGUGGUGAAUGGAGAGUAUGGGCUUGUGAUCAAUGGACACAGUCUGGCGUAUGCCCUGGAGCACAGCAUGGAGCUGGAGUUCCUGAGGACGGCGUGUAUGUGUAAGGCAGUCAUCUGCUGCAGGGUCACUCCUCUGCAGAAGGCUCAGGUGGUGGAGCUGGUCAAGAAGUACAAGCAGGCCGUCACACUGGCUAUUGGAGACGGAGCCAACGACGUCAGCAUGAUCAAAGCGGCCCACAUAGGUGUGGGCAUCUCCGGUCAGGAGGGCAUGCAGGCUGUGCUGUCCAGCGACUACUCAUUUGCCCAGUUUCGCUUCCUGCAGCGCCUCCUGCUGGUGCACGGUCGAUGGUCCUACCUACGAAUGUGCAAGUUCCUGCGCUACUUCUUCUACAAGAAUUUCACAUUUACAUUUGUACACUUCUGGUAUGCCUUCUUCUGUGGCUUCUCUGCACAGACGGUGUAUGAUGAGUGGUUCAUAACACUCUACAACCUGAUGUAUACAGCGCUGCCUGUGCUGGGAAUGAGUCUGUUUGACCAGGAUGUGAAUGACCUGUGGAGUUUUCAGCACCCUCAGCUCUAUAUGCCUGGUCAGCUCAACCUGUACUUCAGUAAGAAGGCCUUCUUCAAGUGUGCACUCCACAGUUGCUACAGCUCCUUGGUGAUCUUCUUCAUCCCCUACCUUGCCAUGAACGACACAGUGAGGGAUGAUGGGAAGGACGUUGCUGACUACCAGUCAUUUGCCCUCCUCACCCAAACCUGCCUCAUGUUUGCUGUCAGUAUUCAGUUGGGCUUUGAGAUGGCCUACUGGACAGCGGUGAACACAUUCUUCAUUUUGGGCAGCCUGGCCAUGUACUUUGCCGUUACCUUCACCAUGUACAGCAACGGCAUGUUUCUCAUGUUACCCUCAGCAUUCCCUUUCAUAGGUGAAACAGCCCGAAACUCUCUGAACCAGCCAAACAUUUGGCUGACGAUCCUCCUCACCUCCAUCCUGUGUGUGCUUCCUGUAGUUACAUACCGCUUCCUGAUGAUUCAGCUCUGCCCCACUAUCAACGACAGGGUGAUAUUCAAGGUGAGACAGGCCAAAGCAGCGCCUCCCCCUCUGCCUCGACGUGCCCGUAUCCGCCGUACAAGCUCUCGCCGCUCAGGUUACGCCUUCUCACAUGCACAGGGCUACGGCGACCUGGUAACAUCCGGCCGCUUCCUGCGUCGCCCGGCCGUGUCGCGAUCCUCAGGUUUUGCCCACACGGGUCGCACCACUACAGGUUUCAGCCCCAUGGGGCGAUCGGCCGGAUACAGCCCAACGGGACGGCCGCAGAACGUCAAAGUCAACGACGUAGAGGUGACCUCCCUGCAGAUGUACAGGACUAUGGACCACACUCUCUGACGGAGGGUGGGUUCACUUUAAGACAGUGAAGAGAUUCCUGAUGAAAGAAUGACAACCUGCCAGUUAAAUCCCGUUGAUCUUUGGGAGCUUCGUACCCAAACUCUCCAGACACCUUUGAAUUAAAGGGUUUUCCUGGACCAGGUUCUUAUCUGCCCAAUCCCCCACCACAAGUUUGAAGUGAAGAUGACUUUUACUCCAAGCCUUUCAUUUGGAUUUAUCAAAGGGAACCACCACAAGCUGCUGGAUAUAAAGAAUAUUUUCCCUCAGUUGUGAGUGAUAAUGUACAAAAAUGCCUGAUACAGAACCAUGAGAGACACUAGUACCAAUAACAGGCUGAUUUUCAAAUUGUGAAAGGAGCAUCAUCGUGUUUACAGACUACCCACACUGUCUUAACGCUGGGAGUCCGCAUGUAUAGCAGUGCUUUGGUCAGACGAGAAAACCAACAAAGCCAAGAUGCACAAUUGAAUUUUGUACCUGAAGUAUCUUUUUAAAGCAUUUUUACAUUCUUAUUAAAAAAAAAGGACAAGCAAGCAGCACUUUGUCAGUGUCCUGCAGCAGAAAUGGGUAUAAAAAUCACUUCUAUGCAAUCCAACUGAGGACGAGCAAAUUUUUAGCAUUAGUUUAUUCAGAAAGAUUGUAAAAGUUGAUUGUUUUAAUUCAACCUAAGAGUGAGCCUUAAUUCCUUUGUAGUUCUGUGGGGAUCCUGGACCCCUUUCUUAAAAGGUCUUUAAAGGAGUUAUUUGUAAUAUUUCCACUUUAAAAUGUUUUUU